AUGAGCGAGUAUGCUUCAAUAGCCGAGUUGAAGUUGUCGAAAACUCCUACUGAAUUAAACGAUGGGUUAGAUCCAGAAGUUGAGAACCAAUAUUACCAAGGCAAGUCUAUGACCUCUGAUGGGACAUAUGUUGGGACGUAUGCUAUAUUUAUUUUUGUAGCACUCUUGACGGGUUCUAUAGUCUUUUAUGUUUGGCAAGUCUUUCCUCGUGUUCUUGCGAAGUACGUAGGCCUCGACACCUUUUUCAAUUUUCUUCCGGACCAAUACUGGGCUUUAGCUGUCUCUUCGAUCUUUGUGAGUGGAUUUUGGUGUAUAGUGUUUUGUCAAUUGGGGGUGAUGAAGUUCUUUGAAGUCGGCGCAACAGACUACAGAAUGUACACAGACUCAAAACGGACUGAAAUCACAGACAACAGUAAACUGAAUUACACUGUCGAAGAGAACGCCAUCCCUCCUAUCGAAGACUGUGAGAUCAACAGACUCGCCGAAAUGGUUUACUCGUGA
Molecule: messenger RNA, 501 nt
Organism: Entamoeba invadens IP1
Lineage: Eukaryota; Evosea; Mastigamoebida; Endamoebidae
Exons: 1
Coding region: 1-501 (166 amino acids)
Source: RefSeq, a predicted model, not a curated record